Messenger RNA from Manis javanica (Malayan pangolin), 6221 nucleotides. It is a transcript of the gene OPA1, whose product is annotated as OPA1 mitochondrial dynamin like GTPase. Gene Ontology annotation, cellular component: mitochondrial membrane; microtubule; mitochondrial intermembrane space. Gene Ontology annotation, molecular function: microtubule binding; GTPase activity; GTP binding. NCBI's taxonomy places the organism in Eukaryota, Metazoa, Chordata, Mammalia, Pholidota, Manidae. Gene Ontology annotation, biological process: mitochondrial fission; peroxisome fission; intracellular distribution of mitochondria. The record is from RefSeq and is a predicted model, not a curated record.
GUACGGGUGCCUGGCGGGCUCUCCCGGAAGUCCAUGAGCCACUGGGAGGGCCGCAGUGGCUGCUGUGUGCCCUUGUUGCCGAGGGCCUCUUCUUGGGUCAUUUCUGCAGAAGAGCUGGACUGAGGCUGACACCGAAGUUCCCGCGUGGCGGUCUCCGCCCCUGUGUGACCUCCUCGCCGGCAGAAUGUGGCGACUAUGCCGGACCGCCGUGGCCUGUGAGGUCUGCCAAUCCUUAGUGAAACAUAGUUCUGGAAUAAAAGGAAGCUUACCAUUACAAAAACUGCAUCUGGUUUCACGAAGUGUAUAUCAUUCACAUCAUCCUACCUUAAAGCUUCAGAGACCCCAAUUCAAGACAUCACUUCAACAAUUCUCUUCUCUAACUAACCUUCCAUUACGUAAAUUGAAACUUUCUCCAAUUAAAUACGGCUACCAGCCCCGCAGGAAUUUUUGGCCAGCGAGAUUAGCUGCAAGACUCUUAAAACUUCGGUAUCUCAUAUUAGGGUCUGCUGUUGGCGGUGGCUAUACAGCCAAAAAGACUUUCGAUCAGUGGAAAGAUAUGAUACCUGACCUUAGUGACUAUAAAUGGAUUGUGCCUGACAUUGUGUGGGAGAUUGAUGAAUAUAUCGAUUUAGAGAAAAUUAGAAAAGCUCUUCCUAAUUCAGAGGACCUUGCAAAAUUAGCACCUGAUUUGGAUAAGAUUGUUGAAAGCCUCAGCUUAUUGAAGGACUUUUUCACCACAGGUCACAAAUUGGUUAGUGAAGUCAUAGGAGCUUCUGACCUACUUCUCUUGUUAGGUUCACCUGGAGAAACGGCAUUUAGAGCAACAGAUCAUGGAUCUGAAAGUGAAAAGCAUUAUAGAAAGGGUCUGCUUGGUGAGCUCAUUCUCUUACAAAAGCAAAUUCAAGAGCACGAAGAAGAAACGCGCAGAGCUGCUGGCCAAUAUAGCUCGAGCUAUGCCCAACACAAGCGCAAGAUUUCAGACAAAGAGAAAAUUGACCAACUUCAAGAAGAACUUUUGCAUACUCAGUUAAAGUACCAGAGAAUCUUGGAACGGUUAGAAAAAGAAAACAAAGAAUUGAGAAAAUUAGUAUUGCAGAAAGAUGACAAAGGCAUCCAUCACAGAAAGCUCAAGAAAUCUUUGAUUGACAUGUAUUCCGAAGUUCUUGAUGUUCUAUCUGAUUAUGAUGCCAGUUACAAUACCCAAGAUCAUCUGCCGAGGGUUGUUGUGGUUGGAGAUCAGAGUGCUGGAAAAACUAGCGUGUUGGAAAUGAUUGCUCAAGCACGAAUGUUUCCGCGAGGAUCUGGGGAGAUGAUGACACGCUCUCCAGUUAAGGUGACUCUGAGUGAAGGUCCUCACCAUGUGGCCUUGUUUAAAGAUAGUUCUCGAGAGUUUGAUCUUACCAAAGAGGAAGAUCUUGCAGCAUUAAGACAUGAAAUAGAACUUCGAAUGAGGAAAAAUGUGAAAGAAGGCUGCACUGUUAGCCCUGAGACCAUAUCCUUAAACGUAAAAGGUCCAGGACUACAGAGGAUGGUGCUUGUUGACUUACCAGGUGUGAUUAAUACUGUGACAUCAGGCAUGGCUCCUGACACAAAGGAAACCAUUUUCAGUAUCAGCAAAGCUUAUAUGCAGAAUCCUAACGCCAUCAUACUAUGUAUCCAAGAUGGAUCAGUGGAUGCUGAACGCAGCAUUGUUACAGACUUAGUCAGUCAAAUGGAUCCUCAUGGAAGAAGGACGAUAUUUGUUUUGACCAAAGUAGACUUGGCAGAGAAAAAUGUGGCUAGUCCAAGUAGGAUUCAGCAGAUAAUCGAAGGGAAGCUCUUCCCAAUGAAAGCUCUAGGUUAUUUUGCUGUCGUAACAGGGAAAGGAAACAGCUCUGAGAGCAUUGAAGCUAUAAGAGAAUAUGAAGAAGAAUUUUUUCAGAAUUCAAAACUCCUAAAGACAAGCAUGUUAAAGGCACACCAAGUGACUACACGGAACUUAAGCCUGGCUGUAUCAGACUGCUUUUGGAAAAUGGUACGAGAGUCAGUUGAACAACAGGCUGAUAGUUUCAAAGCAACACGUUUUAACCUUGAAACUGAGUGGAAAAAUAACUAUCCUCGCCUGCGAGAACUUGACCGGAAUGAACUAUUUGAAAAAGCUAAAAAUGAAAUCCUCGACGAAGUUAUCAGUCUGAGCCAGGUCACAGCAAAACAUUGGGAGGAAAUCCUUCAACAGUCUUUGUGGGAAAGAGUAUCAACUCAUGUGAUUGAAAACAUCUAUCUUCCAGCUGCACAGACCAUGAAUUCAGGGACUUUUAAUACUACUGUGGACAUCAAGCUUAAACAGUGGACUGAUAAACAACUUCCUAAUAAAGCAGUAGAGGUUGCUUGGGAGACCCUCCAAGAAGAAUUUUCCCGCUUCAUGACAGAACCAAAAGGAAAAGAGCAUGAUGACAUAUUUGAUAAACUUAAAGAGGCUGUUAAGGAAGAAAGUAUUAAACGCCACAAAUGGAAUGACUUUGCAGAGGACAGCUUGAGGGUUAUUCAACACAAUGCUUUAGAAGACCGGUCCAUAUCUGAUAAACAGCAGUGGGAUGCAGCUAUUUAUUUUAUGGAAGAAGCUCUUCAGGCCCGUCUGCAGGAUACUGAAAAUGCAAUUGAAAACAUGGUAGGUCCAGAUUGGAAAAAGAGGUGGUUAUACUGGAAGAAUCGGACUCAAGAACAGUGUGUUCACAAUGAAACCAAGAAUGAAUUGGAGAAGAUGUUGAAAUGCAAUGAGGAGCACCCAGCUUAUCUUGCCAGUGAUGAGAUAACUACAGUCCGGAAGAACCUUGAAUCCCGAGGAGUAGCAGUAGAUCCAAGCUUGAUUAAGGAUACUUGGCACCAAAUUUAUAGAAGACAUUUCUUAAAAACAGCUUUAAACCAUUGUAACCUUUGUCGAAGAGGCUUUUAUUACUACCAAAGGCAUUUUGUAGAUUCUGAGUUGGAGUGCAAUGAUGUCGUCCUGUUUUGGCGAAUACAGCGCAUGCUUGCUAUCACUGCAAAUACUCUAAGGCAGCAACUUACAAACACUGAAGUCAGACGAUUAGAGAAAAAUGUUAAAGAGGUAUUGGAAGAUUUUGCUGAAGACAGUGAGAAGAAGGUUAAAUUGCUUACUGGUAAACGAGUCCAGCUGGCUGAAGACCUCAAGAAAGUUAGAGAAAUUCAAGAAAAACUUGAUGCUUUUAUUGAAGCUCUUCAUCAGGAGAAAUAAUUGUAGUAAAAUCCUACUCAAUAUAAUCACCUCUGCACACAACUGAAGAAAGAAAACUCCAAAGUCUUUUGUCCUCCCUUUUUUCUUCCCACCUUUCUAAAUAUAAAAUAAAGUCAUGGGGUAAAAAUAAUUUAUGAGUGUUAGAGGCACUUUAACCACCAGCUGCCUUUUGAAUAAAAAACAGUGGAAAUGAUAUUAACAUCCAAUUUAUUGUAUUGAAGUGACAAACUGGGAUAAUAUAAGUGGUAUAUGGCCAUUAGGUUCAGUCCUUGAAGACAAGAAACUUGCUCUCCUGCUUGUUGUCUCAUGUGUGGUGCACUGGUUCAACUAAUUCAUUAGUUGAUGUUAUUUGAUGGCAGUUUCUUCUCCAGAAAAAGAAUGCUAGGUGUUUUGAAAUAAAACUUACAGCAAUUUUCUAAAAAAUAUCAAUUGUAUAUAAAAUAAUGGUAACUUGCUAAGUUGUUAUCUGCAUCUGUAAUAUUCUAUAUCCGGAAACUAUUUGACCAUGACAAUUCAGUUUAUAUUGAUCAUGAAAGAAAACCAGUUAUCAGAAGAACCCCUCAGAUAGGUUAAUGUGGAUUGCAAUUCCGUGUGCAUUCAGUGAAUGAGAUUUCAAUUCUCAGUGACAGCUUGGAGAGUCGCCCUUGGAAGCUAAGUCAGUAGCAGCUUACCUGUUUGAUUCAGUUGAUAUUUUUGUACUCACUGUAUACAUUUGAAAUUCAUUCAUUUUGGAUGUUGUAUGCUUGAGCUAGGCUUUCUGUUAAGUGUUUUUUACCUGUUGACAGAGCUAUUAGAUUGUGACAUAGGACAAGGAAGAUUAAGAAUAAUCCAUUGACUAAUUUCAUUUAGACUGUUGUCAAACAUUUCAACUAAGCAUCAGUAAAAGGUUUUCUUUCAUUAAGACUGUAUUUUAAAUAGAAGUUAUUUCAACAAUUAAAAUAAUGUUGACCAUCCCCCUCUUUUCAUGUUUAAAGAAAAAUAAAGCUUAAUGCUUAAAAAAAAGAAAGAAAAAUAAAGUUUAAAUCAUUGCAGUUCAAUUAUAAUAAUACCCUCACAGCAUUUUCAUGUGUUCUAUAUAUUUUUUUUUACUGGCUGAAAGACUUUAAAGCAAAGAAAUAUGCCAUUUUUAACUAAAAAUGUCUUUCUCAUUUAACUCUGCUCUUUGCUGCCAUUUCCUUAAGCCUUUAUUAUUCUAAUAAAAGUGCCCACUCUGUGACAGCUUUUAUUUUAGAGUUUAUACUUAAUUUUUCAGGUUUUUUUUGUUGUAUUUUGGUAAUAGUUCCUUUGCCACCCACAUGAUUGUUUGUUUGUCACAUUCCUCACUGUGAUCACUGUCACGAUCUGACACUAUGCAAGGUUGAAGGAUAUCACGGAAUAUUUCAGAAAUUGAGAAUUCAGUAAAUACUUAUUUUGUAGUGUUUGAUAGGAAAAUUAGAUCCUUUCAGAAGCCUCUAGCUGCAGUGCACAUUGUUAUGGUGGGUGAGUAGUCAAGUACAUUUCAUGUGUCCUUUGGGUCUAGGGAUAGUGGAUGAACAGAAGGGAGUAGAGCUCCCACUGUUUUCUGCAGCGAUUAGAGGGGGCCUCGCUGGGUGACUGCCUCGCCAGUGCCGGCCCCUCCCUGAAGCAGACACCAUGCAGUUAUUAAUAUCUUUGCAGUUGUAAAACAACCACUUUAAAAACCUAUUUUCUAAAGAAAAAUAUAGGACCAUAUUAAUUUCUGUGAGCUGUAGAUAGGAAGAAGUGCCCUCAGCUGUAUUUCUACACAUUUCUCCCAAGCAAAAGGCUGAUGUUAAGUCAGUAUUUUUGUCAUACCUCUUUUUGUAAAUUUAGGAAAGGAGGGUAGUUUAUCUUCAUUUCUUUGAGAUAAUUUAAAUAUAAAUAUUAGAUAAAAUUUCCACGUAAGAGUCCAGAUAUUCCCCCACCCCGCUCAAUGAUAGAACUUUUUUCUUUCAUGGAUUAUAUAAUUUUUUUUCCUUUUUACCUGAUAUCAUCCUAAGCAUGCCUUUUCUUCCCUUGCAAGCUACGUAUUUAUUAAGUACAAAUGUUUCUAAAAAACAAACAAAAUUUGGAUUCUUAACAGUAAACCCUGUGUAUUGUAUCUAGUACAAAAAGUAAUGAUUCAAACAGAUCACUUCAGAAAUUCAAUAUGUAGAAGUUAAAUUCUAACUAGACCAGGAAUUAUUUGUUUUUCAUGCCAGAAUCUGCAAAGACUUGAGUGAACAAAGCUCUGUAUGGAAGACUGAACAACUGUAAAUAGAUUAUAUCUAAAAUCUACUCAGUCAGGAUAUCAAUUUUAGAAAGUAUAUGUAGGCAAUGCACAGUAGGAACCUAACAGUUCUUGCUGCUUCAUGGUUGAACCAACUGAGCUGUAGUUUUAAGUGAAGCAAUCAGCCUUUCUUAGUAGAUUAAUUAUAUUCUCUCCUCUUUGUAUUAUUCCCCCUUUUCCAGGCUUUAAUCCAACAGACUCUUCCAACAAAUAAAUUAGCUUCCAAAUGCAAAUGAAUAGUAUAACAAGGAGCAGGAACAUUGCAGAGAGUGUUGCUACCUAACCUUAUAAUUUGGGAAUUUGAAAAUUGAUGAUUCAGAGUUGUAGGUUAGAUAAACUCCUGAACUGGUUAAUAAUUUUGUAUUUAUUUAUUUUAGAUGUGCUUAUCUGUGAAUGAAAUAUGGCAGUUUUCCAAUAAAGGGGAUCAAAGUAAUGCUUUUAAUCUCAGUCUGCUAAACUGGUAUGUGCCAUAGUUUCAGGCUUCAAUACUAGGUAUGUGCUUACACAUAUGCUUACCUUUUGAACAAUCAUGGCUGUCUGUAUGUUUAAGUAUUUAAAACUCAGCCUUGUUUUUACUUGUGCACUGUGAGUGAACUUUGUAUUAUUUUUAAAAACGUUUACAUUACAUGUAUGUGUUACUGGAAUUUAUAUUUGCUUGUGCCUGAUUUACGGUCAUUUGUGUAGAUGAACAAUUAAAGACAUUUAAGUCACAUUAUAAUUCUA